AUGGAUGCCAGAGAAUCAACCGAAGGCAAAAUAGUAACAUUAGACAGGGGAGACUACACUACUUGUACUAUAAACCUCCAAGGAGCUACAGUUGUCUCCUGGAGGAUCAACAACGAAGAACAAUUGUUCGUGAGUCGACGAUGUACAUUCUCUAAGUUUAAUAACAUCCGAGGAGGAGUUCGUUUGGUAUGGCCACACUAUUCUACGUGGAGCUUCGGAAGACGACAUGGGUUUGGUAGAGAUAUGCUCUGGAGAGUAUUGAAAGGACCUGAGCUUUUACUCAACGGAGAUGUAUUUGUCGUUGUUGGUGUAACCUCAAAUCAGUACACGAAGUCUAUGUGGAACUUCGAUUUUGAAAUGCACAACAGGUAA
Molecule: messenger RNA, 372 nt
Organism: Diabrotica virgifera virgifera (western corn rootworm)
Lineage: Eukaryota; Metazoa; Arthropoda; Insecta; Coleoptera; Chrysomelidae
Exons: 1
Coding region: 1-372 (123 amino acids)
Biological process (GO): carbohydrate metabolic process
Molecular function (GO): isomerase activity; carbohydrate binding
Source: RefSeq, a predicted model, not a curated record